CGAUAGAUGAAGCGAGUGUUGCACGCGUAUCAAAACCCACGGCGUUGCGUGAUUACGGAGGAUUCAGUAGAAAUUAAUGGUACUCGAUAAUUACACUGUUCGGAACAGUGAUAUGUACUCUUGAUAGUGAACUUUGACAUAAGUAUUAUCUAGAAAGAUCGUAUUUUACAUUUUUACUAAAAGAAACUUUGAUAUAUAAAAUAUGGCUCCGCGAACAGAAACAGUUGCGAAGGAAACUCCGGAAUUACCGAAAGAAGCUCCAAAAAGAGGAAUUAAUGCGGUUUUAUUGGGGCCACCUGGUAGUGGCAAGGGCACACAGGCUCCAUUGUUCAAGCAACGAUAUUGUGUAUGUCACCUAGCUACAGGCGAUAUGCUCAGAGCAGAGACUGAAUCUGGAUCUGCUUUAGGAGUAGAAAUUAAGAAAAUAAUGGACGAAGGUAAAUUAGUCAGCGAUGAUCUCGUGGUCAACUUGAUUGACCAAAAUUUGGACAAGCCAGAGUGCAAACGUGGUUUCUUAUUAGAUGGUUUUCCCAGAAGUGUUCCCCAAGCUCAAAAACUAGAUGAUAUGCUGCAGAAAAGAAAAACCAAAUUAGAUGCUGUAAUAGAGUUUGGAAUCGAUGAUAAUUUAUUAAUAAAAAGAAUCACUGGCCGUCUGAUACAUACUGCAAGCGGUAGAUCGUACCAUGAAGAGUUUGCUCCACCCAAGGUUCCUAUGAAAGACGAUAUCACUGGGGAGCCAUUAACAAGAAGAUCUGAUGAUAAUCCAGAUGCAUUGAAGAAGCGAUUAGCGGUAUAUCAUACACAAACUCAACCUCUGGUUGAUUAUUAUGCUUUACGAGGAAUUCAUUAUUACGUUAACGCAGCUCAAUCGAGUAAAGAGGUUUUUAAAGAUAUCGAUCGCAUCUUUAUGAGAGCGACUAAAUCCGAAAAUAUUGACGAAGAGAUUCAGAAGAAAGGAUUUUUUGGUCGAUUCUUUUGAAGCAUCUAAUAAAAUUGUUCCAGAUCAUUCUUCUCUUGUAAACUAAAAGAACAACCUGUAGUUAAUGGGAAAUGUUCUACUUUUAGUAUUAUAAUAAUUUUUAAAGAACUGUAGCAUUUUAGAUGUAUAAUCUCCAAUUCAGAAGCAAUUUACAUGUUUAGGGGUACAUAGUUGAUACCAUACGUAUUUUUUUGAUUGAGUACUGUACAGUAUAUCUAACAAAGUAUGUAAAAAGUGAUGGGUAAUGCGAUUGUUACCGCAUUAAUUUAAUUGCAAACGACAUUGUAGGUUCUUAACAGAAAGUAUUGUAAGCUAACAAAUUGAAUGCACACAUUUUAUCAGCAUAUUAAGCAUAGUGAGAACGUGACAUAUAAAUUAGUCGUUUAAAUAGACGAAAUGGACGAUAUAUUUGUAUAUAAUGGACAACAAAAUAAGAUUUAUUUCUUUGAUUAAUGCUAUAAAAGAUAUUUUUUUUAUUCGUUUCUACUUUGUUACUUUGACUUAUAUAUUUAUCCAAGACGUAGAAUAUGCAUGUCAUUUCUUGCAUUUUUUCAUUUAGAAUUAUAAUUAUCAACAUAUUUUCAUGUAUAUGUUGUAGAGAAAUGUUAACCAGUUUUACACGCACAUGUAUAAACUUUUAUAAUCUUUUUGGUCAGUCGGAUCGUAUUUCGAUAUGAAAAUGUAUUGCAUAUUUUAAGAUUUUGCACUAUCAAUGUAUCGAACAUGUUACUAAGCCUAUAUAUUAUCAAAAGUAAGGAAUUUUACGAAUGGCUAUAAAUUAAAACACAAUGUAGAUCAAAAUCUCUAUUUUCCAUAAGUGAGAGUAACUCAAAUCUAUUCUGGUACAAUAUUUCUGCCUAUAUGUGAUGUAUCAUUAUUCAAUUGUAAAUAUUUUACAAAGAGAAAUGAAUGUAUAUCUGGAUAAAAUAAAUUUC
This is a messenger RNA of Nomia melanderi (Alkali bee), 1914 nucleotides long. It is a transcript of the gene Ak2, whose product is annotated as Adenylate kinase 2. Gene Ontology annotation, biological process: ADP biosynthetic process. Gene Ontology annotation, molecular function: ATP binding; AMP kinase activity. The record is from RefSeq and is a predicted model, not a curated record. Lineage: Eukaryota; Metazoa; Arthropoda; Insecta; Hymenoptera; Halictidae.